AUGUGGCAGAGGCUUCCAACAAGAGAUAAACUGGCAGGUUGGGGUCUUAAUUUGCCUACAAAUUGCUUGCUGUGCGGAACUGGUUCUGAGACGAGUGAUCACCUCUUCUUCUCCUGCAACUACUCGACCGAGGUCUGGACUUCCUUCUUCUCUCAAUCUUCUUUAUCUCGACCAUCUGUUUUCCCUGAUGUUGUGGACUGGGUGAGGACAGUCACCUCCUCCAAGAAGGUUAAAGUUAUUAUUAAGCUUAUUUUUCAAGCCUGCAUCUAUUUCCUAUGGCGUGAGAGAAAUUCUAGACUGCACUCAGCUAUGCUGAAACCUUCUCAUGUAAUUCAGAGAGAGAUUCAACUUCAAAUCAGGGCUCGCUUACUAGGAUUGGACUGGGAAUCCUAUAAAGCGUUAGCCACUCGUUCUGCUAGCCAAAGCUCCUACCUUACACUAUGGUUCGAAAUGUUUCAGCCUCGGAAAGCAUGA
Molecule: messenger RNA, 474 nt
Organism: Brassica oleracea var. oleracea
Lineage: Eukaryota; Viridiplantae; Streptophyta; Magnoliopsida; Brassicales; Brassicaceae
Exons: 1
Coding region: 1-474 (157 amino acids)
Source: RefSeq, a predicted model, not a curated record